UGGAAGUUUUAUCAUGGAACAAUAAUUGUUUUGUGCGUCUUUACGCAAAGUUAUAUAUACUUACUAAAAAGAAAGAAAGUUUCUGCAUGCCAAAAAGCUACUUUUAAGAUGUAAUGGGAGUUUUAUAAAAAAAAAAUAAUAAGGUUUGAAAGCUUCACUGCCUUAAACAUGCAAGUCGAAAGGAGAUGGCCGAGGCUCCUGACGAUUGGGCUUCUGUCUGCUUCUUUCUGUCAUUUAGUUUCUUGUCAGAUUCGCUACUCAGUUCCCGAGGAGCUUGAGCACGGAGCAUUUGUUGGAAAUAUAGCCGAAGACUUAGGCUUGGAUGUUGCCAAACUUUCUUCCCGCAGAUUUCGCAUUGUGUCUGGGGCUAGGAAACAGUAUCUGGAAGUGAAUUUAGAAAACGGGAUUUUAUUUGUAAAUGAAAAAAUUGACAGGGAGGAACAGUGCGAACAGUCCGCCGCCUGCUUCUUGCAUUUGCAGGUGGUGAUUGAGAGUCCUUUGGAGCUGUAUCGAGUCGAGGUGGACAUUCUGGAUGUUAACGAUAAUCCCCCAAGUUUUCCUUGGAGCGAGUUUGUUCUGGAAAUCAGCGAAUCGGCGGCGCCUGGCUCUCGGUUUCCCGUGGAAAGCGCACACGAUCCGGACGUGGGUACCAACUCGCUUCGUACCUACUCGCUCAGUCCCAGCGAUCACUUCACUCUGGAUGUACAGACUCGCAGCGACGGCAGUAAGUUCGCAGAGCUUGUGCUAGAGGCUCCGCUCGACAGGGAGCAGCAAAGGAGUCACCAGAUGAUGUUAACCGCGGUGGAUGGGGGAAUGCCAGAGAAAUUGGGCUCGGCACAAAUCACCGUCAGUGUCUUGGACGCUAACGACAAUGUGCCUGUUUUCCAGCAGCCUUUCUACAAAGUGCGCUUGAUGGAGAACGCACCUCGGGGUUCGCUGCUAGUAAGGCUCAACGCUACGGACCUUGAUGAGGGCUCGAAUGGGGAUAUCUCGUACUCAUUCAGCGGUCACGCACCCCUGAAGGUGCGGGAACUCUUUAGCGUGGACUCUCGAACUGGAGAGAUUCGAGUCAAAGGUGUGGUGGAUUUUGAGAAAGCCAGCGUUUAUGAAAUAUACGUACAGGCGAAGGACAGGGGACCCUCUGCCGUUGCAGUGCACUGCAAAGUGUUAGUGGAUAUUUUAGACGUGAAUGACAAUGCCCCCGAAGUGAUCUUAACGUCGGUAUCUACACCUGUCCAAGAAGAUGCCCCCCCUGGAACUGUCAUAUCCGUUAUAAGCGUUAUGGACCGAGACUCGGGGGAUAACGGCAACGUGGACUGUGAAAUCCCCCAUAACAUGCCGUUUCAGUUGCACUCCUCUUUUAAAAAUUAUUAUACCCUGGUCACUAGCGAGCUGUUGGAUCGAGAGACUGUCUCGGAAUAUAACAUCACGGUGACGGCUAGGGAUUUGGGCUCGCCGCCUUUAAGCACCAGAAAAUCUAUUCUGGUUCAAGUGUCCGAUGUAAACGACAACGCGCCGCGAUUCCUGCAGCCGUCCUACUCGGUCUAUGUGACUGAGAACAACGCCCCCGGGGCUUCUAUUUCCUCGGUGACCGCCUCCGACCCCGACUCCAAUCAGAAUGCCUAUUUGUCAUAUUCUAUUCUCGAGGGACAAAUCCAGGGCAUGCCAGUGUCCACUUAUGUUUCCAUCAAUUCAGACAACGGCAACAUUUACGCUCUUCGCUCUUUCGACUACGAACAACUCCGAAACUUUCAAAUCCGCGUUCAAGCGCAAGAUGCUGGAUUGCCACCUCUCAGCAGUAACGUUACUAUAAAUGUAUUUGUUUUGGAUCAAAACGAUAACGCUCCAGUGAUCGUUUCUCCGCUGCCCAAAAAUGGCUCAGUGGCAACUGAGAUGGUACCCAGGUCAGUUGAUGCCGGCUACCUGGUGGCUAAAAUAACUGCUUUAGAUGCAGACGCUGGACAGAACUCUCGCCUCUCCUAUCAGGUAGUGCAGGCUACAGACCAGGGGCUCUUCAGUGUUGCCCUUUACACAGGCGAAAUUAGGACAAUCCGCAGAUUCAUGGACAAAGAUGCCACCAGGCAAAGACUAGUCAUUUUGGUCAAGGACAACGGUCAGCCGCCGCUCUCGGCUUCUGUUUCCAUCAUCUUAUCAGUGGUUGACAGUGUGCCAGAAACCCUUUCCGAUUUCGGUGACCUUACUCUGACACAGGAAUCUCCCUCUAGCCUAACUCUGUAUCUGAUAGUUUCGUUAAGUUCCAUUUCAUUUAUAUUUCUCGUGGCCAUAAUUGUACUGGCAGCCAUAAAAUGUCACAAGGACAGAUACUCUAUACGGGGAUACGACUUCUCCCUAACGACUUGCUGCGCAUUAAAAUCUGAGAGUUCCACUGAGGUGUUUAAAAAGUCCAACAUCAAUCUUCAGAUAUCAUCUGGCGCCAAGGUGCCCACCAACUGCGUAGAGGUUAAUGGGAAUAGCGCAUUAUCCCAGGCAUACUGCUACAAAGUCUGCUUAACUCCCGAAUCAGCAAAAAGCGACUUCAUGUUCCUGAAGCCAUACAGCCCAGCGACACCUAGAAAUAAUGCGAAAGAGGCGAGCAGACUGGCAUCAGGAUGGAAUGGGCAAAUCCACAGCAAUGUUGUUAACAACGGAGCUUACGCCCCUUAUGAGAUUAAACAACCAAAUACUGACUGGCCUUUAUCAAAGACACAGAAUUCCGCACUAAAAAGCUACAGUUCCAUGAACAUGGAUGGGACUCUUCUUCAGAAGUCAAUUCAGCGAGAAUCCGAUAAUUUUGGUGUUCCAGUUGCUGGCCAGUACUGGACGUGGGGGACCCACAUGCGGGAUUACAAAAUGACCACUGCAACCGAGACUUCCAGCCGUGCUUGGACCCCGAGAUACGGACCACAACUUUCAGCGAAUCCUCCCCCUGAUUACCAGCACAAUGUCUACAUCCCUGGAACUCCAACGCUACACUCAGCCAACAAAUCAACACAAUUCAGUGAGCUGGAUGUUAAAAAUUCAUUUUCCACUUUUGGGAAGAAAAAGAAGUUUGCUUCCAACUGUGAGCGAAAAGAAGAAGCUGUCAUUAAUAAUGAUCUUUACCAUAAAUGACAUGGGCAGCUCUCGAACAGCGGGCCUGCUUAAGACUAUCACUUGAAAAGUUGCAAUCUCAAAAUGAAGCACUUUGGAAAUGGAGCUACAGUAUGUAUUAUAAUGUCUAAGCUUCAUUUGAAAUUGAUUCAAGUGACAUAUGGAGCCAGACUUAAAUAAAAAAGCUCAUUUUGCACAUUAUAAAGCUCAGGCUGAAAAAGAAGACUUCUGCACAUGGUGAGGCGCUAUAUUGGUAGGCGUAGCGAUUGUCACAACAUUUUUAUAGCUGAAAUCUUGGCCUCCUAAAUGACACUGAAGAUUUAGUGGAUUAUUUCUCAUUUAUUGUUCCAAUUUACACUUCAUUUCUAUCUCUCUCUCUCCAACUGUACUUUUUAUGUGCUGCAAUAUGGCAGGGUUAUUAUGUUAAAAAAAACACAAAAAAACAAGCUCUGUAAGUCAGUAUCAGCGAUUUCAUGGUGUGUUCAAUGCAAAUAAGCAUUUUACUGAUGUAAAGUGUCUUUCUGUUUGUUUCUUUUUUUUUUUUUAAUUACUGUUCACUCCCACAAAUUAUCAUAAGUUGCAGGACUGGGACACUCUGAUAUUAUUCCGAGUUUAAAAAAUACUCAUAAAUGAUUCAAACCCUGUUGUGUUUUUCUAAUAUAACAAAACAGUUAUGACUGUGCUGAGUAUUCAACCAUUUGUGACAAUGUGUGAGUUUAUUUUAAAAUAAAUAAAGACAUGUUUUACA
Messenger RNA from Polypterus senegalus (gray bichir), 3838 nucleotides. RefSeq lists its product as uncharacterized. Bases 169 to 3111 code for a protein of 980 amino acids. Gene Ontology annotation, biological process: homophilic cell-cell adhesion. The record is from RefSeq and is a predicted model, not a curated record. NCBI's taxonomy places the organism in Eukaryota, Metazoa, Chordata, Cladistia, Polypteriformes, Polypteridae. The transcript is spliced from 4 exons. Gene Ontology annotation, molecular function: calcium ion binding. Gene Ontology annotation, cellular component: plasma membrane.